Messenger RNA from Eruca vesicaria subsp. sativa (arugula), 258 nucleotides. Lineage: Eukaryota; Viridiplantae; Streptophyta; Magnoliopsida; Brassicales; Brassicaceae. The record is from the annotation of a GenBank genome assembly.
AUGGUGAUUUAUUCCAUCCUCCUUGCCGAUUUGAAAAUCGGGCGCUGCUCCAACACCACCGAGGUUCAGUUGCCUUGGUUUUGGGAGGCCAGAAAUGUGAGGAAAGGCGGUGAGCUCAUGAGUCUACACAUGCUCCUCAUCGACAAGAAUGCAGCGUCUCAGCGAAAGGUUAGUCUACAGGUUGAGCGGGUUCGAUGUAACGCGCAGCAACCCCAAUUUCCGGAUGUUGGAUGCCCCUUUCUCCCUUUGUUUCAAUAA